AUGAGUACUCUUAAUGGUACUGCUCCUGAGACCAAACGUUUGGCGAGUAAGAUUGUCACGCCAACAGCUGACGAAGAAAUAAUGAGGAGUUAUGUAAAAACAAGGAGUAAGGGGGUUACUAAAUCAUUAUGUUUCUCACAUGAUGAUGACCAGGAUCUAGAUGGAGAGGAGCAAAUGAUUGGAGCUCUUAAUGAUAUGGACAAUAUGGAUAAUCAGGGUGAUGGCAUGAUGGAGUUGGAGCAGAACGAGGAUAUGCUUAAUGAAGAUGAUCUCCUAAGGGAGGAGCUAAGGGAGGCUGAGGAAUUUACUAACGGUUCACAACCGGAACAUAAUGUGAACAGGGAAGUACAGGCAGGAAGCACAUCUGGUCGCGGGGUUCUCCAAGUAAACGAUCAAAGUCCAGCUCCAGGGAAGUUAGAGGGUCGAGGAAGCGCCCUAGGCAAGGGCCAUUAA
Eruca vesicaria subsp. sativa (arugula) is the source of this 453-nucleotide messenger RNA. Lineage: Eukaryota; Viridiplantae; Streptophyta; Magnoliopsida; Brassicales; Brassicaceae. The record is from the annotation of a GenBank genome assembly.